CAGUCCCAAAGCCCCCAGAGCGCCAGUGUCCAAGCACGAGGUGACCCCUCCCCCAGCACGAGAUGCCUCAUAGCCCCCCCCCAGCUCGCCGCCUCUCGCCCUAGCAUUUUUUCCAGUCCUUCCGCCAGCUCAAUGUAAAACCAGAUGUGAGUUUGGACUUGCCCACGCUCGUCAGUCUCUGCGCAUCAGCUGCUGCAAGACGAAACUUUGUGGAGAUUUUCCAACUUCAUCCACGUUUCCUCUUUCAUUGGAGUUGUGGGAUCCUCUUGGACCGGGAGCGACUUCACAUUCCUCCACGUCAGGGGUUGAUCCUCUGCGCAGAGCUCGUCCACAGAGCGCCAGACUCCAAGCUCGGCAGCGGGGGUUCGGCCCCGGAACGUUUCACACAACAUUAAGGGAGCGAAACGUUUGCAGCGCCCGAGGUGUCCCGGACAUCAGGCUGGUCGCCGUUCGGAUCACUUUGCGCUCUGGCUCGGGUCCAGGUAAUGUUUGAGCAUUAUUGAUGGGCAUCAGUACAGUCAUGUGGCCACUUGGUAUCGCCAUACUGUGGGUGACUGUCACAGCAGAACAUUCCAGCACAUGGGAACUGGAAACACGCAAAGAUGUUCCGUGCCCACGUGUACAUGGUGAUGGAUGGAAAAUUCGCAACCAGGAGCAGUACAUUAACGUUCCAGGCUUUAAUUUGCUCAGGCGAUUCUCCGUCUUUAAGAUGCCAGCACUGAAGAAAAUCCGAAGUCCAACAGGAUCUCUGAUUGUGAGAUUAGGAAACGUAUCCCUGGUCAGACCCACUGAACAGGUGUUCCCUCAGGGGCUGCCAAGUGAUUUCACCUUCCUUGCAACUCUGCUGUUGAAGAAGAAGACAUUGAAGAAGAACUGGGACCUGGUCAAAAUCACAGACCAGUUGGGCCUGACACAGUUUUCAGUCCACAUGGACGGGAGGGACAAAACAGUGGAAUACAAGGCCAAAGGUCGUUUCCAAGACUAUGUGCGUUGGGUGUUCAGCGGUGAAGGCAUUGCUGCCCUAUUUGAUCAACGAUGGCACAAGUUGACAGUCAGUGUACAGGGCAAUGUGGCCUCUCUCUACGUAGACUGCCGCCUGAUCGAGAUCAAAUCGGUGGAAGAGAGAGCCAGGAUCAGCAAUGAGGGGCAGGCAGUAAUGGGCAAGCUCACUGAGGACAACAGGCCAGCUGAGGUUGAUCUACAGGAGAUGAUUCUAUUCUGUGAUCCUCUCGUGGCGGAAAAGGUGACAUGCUGCGAGAUUCCAGGUGUACGGUGUGCAGUGGACCUGCUGCUACCGAAGAAAAGACGGAAUGCCGAAGUGAAGAAGAGCGGGAUAAUAACUGGAGCUCUGCCUCAGCUACGCCGGGAGGUCGAAACCAAGUGCUUCUGUGCCGAUGAGAAGUCAAAGACAAAGUGUAAGUCAUGCAUCCCAGAGGCACCUGGAAAAAACGAUGCCGAUGGACUGAGCCUACAGAAGGGUGAAGGCUGCAUUGAGUGUCCCAAAGGCCAGAAAGGAGAGAAAGGAGAUCCGGCCGAGAAGGGUCAGAAAGGUGAGCCAGGAUUCCCAGGACAGACUGGCCUCCCUGGCAGAGAUGGAAAACCAGGAGAAAAGUGUAUCAUAGGACCAAAGGGUGCCAAGGGAGAUCCCGGACCUGUCGGACCAGAGGGCCUUGCCGGAGAGCCAGGAGCCCCAGGCCCUCCUGGUGUUCCAGGAAUCGGAAUCCCAGGAAAGCCGGGAAAUCCUGGUGGCCCACCUGGAGUCAAAGGAGAUCCGGGAACUGAUGGGAACCCUGGCAUUGAAGGUCUCCCUGGAAAACAGGGAGACCAGUGUGGACUUUGUCCCUCAGACACAAAAGAGCAAGGUGGUGAGAGCAAGCAGGAUACAGCCUACGACUCACACCCUGUGGGGCUCAAGCAGGGUGUGCCUGGACCUCCAGGAAAGCAAGGUGAAAAGGGCGAUUCUGGAGAGCCUGGUCCAAAAGGAGAAAAGGGUGAAGCCUGCAAACUCUGCCCCCAACUUCCUGAUGAGCUCGGAGGAAUUGUAGGAAUUCCUGGACCACCGGGAGCUAAAGGUGACCGUGGUCUUCCUGGAGUUGGGCUCCCUGGAUCCUCUGGUAUUCCCGGAAAACCAGGACUGCAUGGGCCAAAGGGAGAGAAGGGAAGCAUCGGCAAGCAUGGCUCACCUGGGAAGUCGGGCAAGCGUGGUCCGCAAGGUGUCCCUGGGCAUGAUGCGGAGAAGGGAGACAAGGGGGAGCGUGGAGACCCAGGUAUCACAGGAUCCCAAGGACUGAAAGGGGAAAAGGGCGAAGGAUGUGGACCUUGCUUCACUGCUCCACAUGGGAAGCUCAAUGCUGCCUCUCCACAUGUGGAAGUACCUGAGGACGGUCAGCCCGGCAGACCGGGUGAUCCUGGUCCAAAGGGCGAUACAGGAGAGCCAGGUGCCAUAGGAAUUCCAGGAAACCCUGGAAAACAAGGAUUACGAGGUUCUCCCGGACUAAAAGGUGAAAAGGGAGAUCAGUGUGAGGUUUGCCCCACAAUACCAGAUGACUUCAAGGACGUGAUCGGACUUCCAGGGAAACCAGGCCCUCGAGGCGAUCCUGGACCACCUGGGACAGGAACACCUGGAAGACAUGGUCUACCAGGUCUGCAAGGACAGGCGGGCACUCCGGGUCUGAAGGGAGAGAAGGGGCAGAGGGGACCCCCUGGAGUUGGACAGCCUGGCCUGCCAGGAAAGGAUGGCAGUGUGGGGAAACCAGGAGAGCCGGGUGAACCUGGAGUGCCGGGGAUACCCGGAUCUGCAGGACCCAAAGGCAGCAAGGGGAAGGCUGGAGAGCACGGGAUUCCAGGACACCCAGGAGCACCAGGCGUGGGACUACCAGGGAUACAGGGAAAGGAAGGAGAGCCUGGAACUCCUGGACUGCCAGGGAAAAGAGGCUUCCCAGGUGUGUCUGGAAUUAAAGGUGAAAAGGGAGCAGCAGCUGAACCCUGUUUCUGUGUGUAUGGGCCUCCUACUGAGCCAGGAGAUGGACAGCCGGGAGCUUCUGGAGAACACGGGCUACCGGGGGCUCCUGCUAAGCGACCGAUGUGGCCAGUGGGACCUUUGGGCCCUCCUGGUCCUCCGGGGCCACCUGGACCGCCUGGACCUCCCGGAGCCCCCGGAGGAAUGGGAAGGCAGGGAAUUCCCGGGAAUGAUGGCUUGCCAGGUGUGCCCGGACUUCCGGGGGAAGUGCCUCCGCUGUCACUGUUUGCUGAGAGGAACAAUUCUUUCUUCAAGGUUUUCUGUGCUAACUGCAGCAAUGGAUUUCCUGGUGCCCAGGCAUUUACAGGAGCCAAGGUGGAGCAGACACCACACAGCACUCCUGGGGCAGGAGCCAUCGACCACUGCGAGAAGUGCAGACAGGAGCAGCGUGAACUGCCCCGUAUGGAGGAGCAUAGGCCAAAUGGCAGAGACUGUGGGUAUGCAGGGCCUCCUGGGAUGCCUGGGAUUCCGGGUGAACCUGGACUGCCUGGAAUGAAAGGAGAACAGGGUUCUCCAGGUCUCCGAGGAUAUCCAGGGCCACCAGGCCAAUCGGGACCCCCUGGGUUUCCUGGCUCUCCUGGGCCCCCUGGAACUGCUGGUCUACCCGGAGAACGGGGAUUAAAUGGAGUGCCUGGACAGAAAGGAGAACAGGGUCCUCCAGGAUCCGCUGGAUACCCCGGAGCAGCAGGGAUGCCUGGUCUCCCGGGGCUUAAAGGAGAACGGGGUCCGAUCGGACCUGAAGGAGAAAAAGGUGUACCGGGCCCUCCUGGUAUCCCUGGUCUCCAAGGUCCAAGUGGCUCCACGGGCCCCAAAGGUGAUGCAGGAAUACCUGGUGCCCGAGGAGAGAAAGGAGACCAAGGAUUUCAAGGACAGCCUGGGUUUCCUGGACAGCAGGGGCCAAUAGGUUUCCCAGGAAAGUCUGGGCCUCCAGGACCCCCAGGAAGUCCUGGUGAGAAGGGCAGUGAGGGAAGAACAGGACCUGUUGGGCCAACAGGUCCUCCAGGCCGAAUUGGAACUCCAGGGAUACAGGGACCCCCCGGAAUUGAUGGCCUCAAUGGAAAGGAAGGGAAGCCAGGUGCCCGGGGUGAAAUGGGACCUAUGGGGCCACCGGGACUCAGAGGUGCACCUGGAUUUAAAGGAAAGCCUGGGCUCCCAGGACAACCUGGGCUGAGGGGUGAACAGGGAGCAGCGGGUCCACCUGGAGCAGCAGGACGUCCAGGCUUUGAGGGAGAGCCUGGUCCACCAGGGCCUGUAGGACCACCAGGACUUCCUGGGCACAUUGGCACGGCUGGCAUUCCAGGAAGCCCAGGCCCAGCAGGACCACCAGGAGUGGGAACAAAGGGUGAUCGAGGGCCGAUGGGAGAAAGAGGUCUUCCCGGCAUGGCUGGAUCCCCUGGUCCCCCUGGAUCACCGGGGUUAAUGGGAGAGCCUGGCAGUGAUGGUCCAAUAGGAAAAGAGGGAUCACCUGGUGUUCCUGGGAGUGCGGGGCCUCCAGGGGCAAAGGGUGAACCAGGAAGACCAGGAGCGAAGGGAGCCCAAGGGGUGAGAGGAAUGCCUGGCAUGUCCUUUGGAUCAGGCAAGAGUGGUGGAAUGGGACUACCUGGACCUCCCGGAACCCCCGGUGCUCGGGGAGAACGAGGGUUACCUGGACCGCCAGGACCUGCCGGUGCUGCUGGAAUUCCAGGAACACCUGGAUCUGCGGGAGAAGCUGUUAACUUUGAUGAGAUCAAGAGGUUAAUCAGACAGGAAGUUAUGAAAAUCUUUGACC
Molecule: messenger RNA, 4787 nt
Organism: Hypanus sabinus (Atlantic stingray)
Lineage: Eukaryota; Metazoa; Chordata; Chondrichthyes; Myliobatiformes; Dasyatidae
Gene: col16a1
Product: collagen, type XVI, alpha 1
Exons: 64
Source: RefSeq, a predicted model, not a curated record